AUGGUGCCGGCGAGGAAUUUUUUGGACGGGGCGAACGCGCGCGAGGUCGAGCUCGACCGCGUCGUCGCGCGGGCGCCGGACGCGGACAGGACGCCGGCGAGCGCGGCGGCGUUGCAGCCGUUGAGCGGAUACGACGUCGGGGAGGUGCCGUUCGUGAUGCAGGCGGUGUGCUAUUACGAGAAGACGCUGGACGUGGGGACGCUCGAGCGAGGGCUGCGCGCGGCGCUGGGCAAAUAUCCGAUGCUCGCGGGGAGGUUGGAUUUAGAGACGAAGGGAUGGUGGAAUAAAGGCGUGCGUUUGACGAACGACGGCGUGCCGUUGCGCGUGGUGAGAGACGAUGAUCAGAAGUUCGAGGAUUUGCCGCGGGAUUACGCGGACGCGACGCGGCGGUUUUUGGAUUUCGCGCCUUGGAUAGAUUUGAUGCUGGGAGACGCGCCCGUGUUCACGGCCAAGGUGACGCAGUGCGCGGGCGGGGGGAGCGUGUUGGGGGUGUGCAUGUCGCACGCGGUGAGCGAUGGACAAGGAUUUAUUGAAUUUUUAGUGACGUGGGCGAAGGCGGCGAACAACGAGGCGCAUCCGUGGGGGGAUCCCGUGUUCGAUCGUUCGCUCGUGGCGCAGCCGGAGGCGGAUAUGUCCGUCGAGGACAUGCGAGCGAUGCUUUCGGAGGAGGGGUUCGAUAACAUCAACUCUGGGGCGAUGCUGGCGAAUGCGCUGUUCGCCGGACGCACGCUCGUCCCGGACUUUUUGCGUUUUCCCGCGGGGAAUCGGAUGAUGGUGAGCAUUAAGGAAGAAAACAUGCGCGCCCUGCGCGAGGCAUCGGGAGCGACAAACGACAACGAAGCGUUGAGCGCGCAUUCGUGGCUGGCUUUGGCCGAUCUGUGCGAUCUUCCGAAAGGCGCGCCGUUAGAGCACGUCACCGUCGUGAGUGGUCGAGGCGGACGCACGGGUCUGCCGGACAUGUACUUUGGCAACGCCGCCAUCGGCGUCGUCACGGGUCGCGUCAGCGUGGGCGACUACUCGACGCUAGCCCAAGUUCGCGACGGUCUGCGACCUGGAUUCACAAAGGCUAUGAUGCGACGGAAUAAAUACUUAAUGCUCACGGAAGCCGCGUUUCGCGCGGGUGUGAACGGAUUCGACUUCGACAUCAUGGCGUUCAUGCAGGGUCAAAUGGUGUGGUGCAACAAUUUGGUUGAAAUUUACAAAAAGUUGUACGACUUGGAUUUCGGCACGGGCGGUCCGACCCUGGCGCUACCUCCGGAGCUGAAUGAUAUCGUGCAAAUCCAGUGUUCACGACCGGAUCGCGCGACUGGGGCCCCCGCAGGGGCGAACGGGGUGGAGAUGUUCAUCAAUCUUCCUCCUGCGGUGAUGCGCAAAUUGCGAGAGCCCGACUCCGUCGCGCGUUUAGCGGGUCAGACGGGCGUUAGAUAG
Messenger RNA from Ostreococcus lucimarinus CCE9901, 1428 nucleotides. RefSeq lists its product with no specific name. Lineage: Eukaryota; Viridiplantae; Chlorophyta; Mamiellophyceae; Mamiellales; Bathycoccaceae. The transcript has a single exon. Bases 1 to 1428 code for a protein of 475 amino acids. Gene Ontology annotation, molecular function: acyltransferase activity, transferring groups other than amino-acyl groups. The record is from RefSeq and is a predicted model, not a curated record.